Magnolia sinica is the source of this 1734-nucleotide messenger RNA. Its product is annotated as probable disease resistance protein At5g43730. The record is from RefSeq and is a predicted model, not a curated record. The transcript is spliced from 3 exons. The coding region runs from base 616 to 1734 and encodes 372 amino acids. Lineage: Eukaryota; Viridiplantae; Streptophyta; Magnoliopsida; Magnoliales; Magnoliaceae. Gene Ontology annotation, molecular function: ADP binding.
AUGCUGGUAAAGUUUUGAGUUGUAAACACUUUACACCUAAAAGGAGUUUCAGGUGUUAAUAAGUUGCAUGCUAUUUUGUUUGGCUUUUAAGUAGUAAUUUGUGUACAGGAAAAGUAAUUAUGAAUUUGGCUUUUAAGUGGUAAAUGUACUAUAAACAUCAUGGUGGGCUGCACACAUCAUGAUUGUAUAUCAACAUGGCAUUCUAUUAUGUAUAAUGUCUUUUUAAGUAUAAAGACUUUACAUGUAAUCUGAAACAUGGCUUUUUGUCAAUUUUCAAAUUACAGCUGCAAGGAAUAAUGUGUUUACAGCCUGUAAAACCUUUAUAAGCAAAUAUAGAUAUCCAAACAGCUCCUACAAUCAGAAUACCUAUAAUCUCAUUACAACUAAAGGAUUUUUACUAGCAAUGAAACGGCCUCUUAAAAAUUGCAAGUGGAGAUAAGGAUUAGUGUUUUGAUUUUGAUUGUAGGAAUCUUGAAAUCGAUCUCAUUAAAGAAGACGCACAGCUAGAUUUUGUUGGAAAUCUUUAAUUCUAUUAUCCUUCUCAGAGAAGAAACACAGAGGGCUCGAUCAUAAUCUAUCAAGGAAGAAGAAAAAGUUGCUAUUGCAGGAGUUGCUAUGGAAUUCCUCCGGGAGAUUGCCAGGAAUGCAUGGGUUCAAUACGACUACUCUAGAAGGCUUGAAGAGAGUCUUGAUGUUCUGAAAACCGAAAUGCAAGAGUUGAGCAGCCAGCAAACCGACAUAAUUAUUGCACUGAACACAGCGAAUGUAGUGCAUGGAAAGAAGACAAAGGCAGAGGUGAGUUUAUGGCUGGAAAAUGUGGAAAAGGUUAAAAGUACAGUGACUAAGAUAGAAGAGGUCUAUGGAGAACUAGGGAGAGAUUUCUCACUCCCACGUGUUGCAUUGGGAAAGCAUGUCGUAAAGAAGAUUGAAGAGGUGGUGAAGCUUAAGGAAAAAGGUCGAUUUUCAGAAGGGUUACUUGCUGAUCUAUUACCUGAAAGUGGAAGUAUACCCACAACGAAACUGGUGGGUAGAAUGACAGCGGGACGAAAUUUGGAACAGAUUUGGGAGUCGUUGAUGGAUGAAGAGGUCAGAACUAUAGGUGUGUAUGGCAUGGGGGGAGUGGGCAAAACGACCAUCAUGACCCACAUCUUUAAUAAAAUACAGAGCUCUGGAAUAUUGGGUACUGCCAUUUGGAUGACAGUGUCUAAUGAUUCUAGUAUUGAGAGACUGCAAAAAGGUAUUGCACGGGCAAUAAAUUUAGACCUUUCCGAUGAAGAGGAUGAAAUGAGAAGAAAAAUGAAAUUGUUUAAUGCUUUGAAACGUGAGAAGAAGUUUGUUAUCAUCUUAGAUGAUAUGUGGAAACUAUUUCCAUUGGAAAAGAUAGGUAUUCCUGAGGGAGAUGCAUACAAAGUAGUAGUGACUACUCGAUCCAAAAAUGUGUGCCGAGGCAUGAAGUGCCAAAAAAAGUUUGAAGUGGAGGUUCUUUCGAGAGAAGAAGCAUGGGAAUUGUUCAAGGAAAUGCUUGGGGCUGAUGUGGUCCUUUCUCCGGAAGUAGAACAGAUUGCGAAGCUUGUGACUGAAGAAUGUGGUGGUUUACCGCUUGGAAUAAUUACGGUAGCAAGUGCAAUGAGAGAAAAGGACGACGUUAGAGAAUGGAGAAAUGCAUUAGAGGAGUUGAAAUGCUCGACGAUGGAGAUUGAAGGCAUGGAUGAUCAGAUUCGAAUGCUGUUUUAA